UUUCACAAAAACCCCUAAACUGAUUUUCAUUCUCCUCCGCUCUUCCCUAACUCUGUCUUCCAACUCCUCUAUCUCGUCACAGUGUUAUCUUCUUUCCUUCUCAUGGAGAGAGCGGCUCUUUUACGCUCUCUUUCUUCUACUUCUCAGCUCGCUGGCUCCAGAAUAUUCUGCCGUUCUUUACACCGAUUACCACGCUUCUCUCCUAAACGACACCGUCCACUUGCAAAAACUCAGCAACGAUCGAUUCUCCCGUGCCGUCAUCACCUUCCCUUGCUCACCGCUGUCUCACAUCCUUCACUUCAUUUCCGAAGAGACUUCUCCCCUUACUCCAUCAGAGCUAUUGCCACAUCAGCACCACAGUCCUCUCCAGAGGCGCUUGGCGCGGAUGAUGACGUGGCUGACAAGCUUGGUUUUGAUAAGGUGUCGGAGCAGUUUAUUGAGGAGUGUAAAUCGCGAGCUAUUUUGUAUAAGCACAGGAAGACGGGAGCUGAAAUUAUGUCGAUUUCAAAUGACGAUGAGAACAAAUGCUUUGGCAUUGUCUUCCGGACACCUCCGAAGGAUUCUACAGGAAUUCCUCACAUCUUGGAGCACAGUGUCCUGUGUGGUUCAAGAAAGUAUCCCUUGAAAGAACCAUUUGUUGAGUUAUUAAAAGGGAGUUUGCAUACAUUUUUAAAUGCAUUUACCUACCCAGAUAGGACUUGCUAUCCAGUAGCUUCAACAAAUACAAAGGACUUUUAUAAUUUGGUUGAUGUAUAUUUAGAUGCUGUCUUUUUUCCUCAAUGUGCGGACAAUCUCCAGAUAUUUCAACAAGAGGGGUGGCAUUAUGAGCUGAAUGACCCUUCUGACGAUAUAACAUUUAAAGGUGUUGUCUUCAAUGAAAUGAAAGGUGUUUAUUCCCAGCCUGAUAACAUCUUAGGCAGGACUUCCCAGCAGGCUCUUUUCCCAGACAAUACAUAUGGUGUUGAUAGUGGUGGUGACCCUCAAGUUAUUCCCAAGCUAACAUUUGAGGAGUUUAAGGAGUUUCAUCGCAAAUAUUACCAUCCCAGCAAUGCCAAGAUAUGGUUCUAUGGAGAUGAUGACCCAAACGAACGCCUACGUAUUUUAAGUGAAUACCUAGACAUGUUUGAUGCAAGUUCAGCUCCUAAUGAAUCAAUAAUUCAACCACAGAAAUUAUUUUCAGAGCCAGUUAGGAUUGUUGAGAAAUAUCCUGUUGCAGAAGGCGAUGAUUUGAAGAAGAAGCACAUGGUUUGCCUUAAUUGGCUACUCUCUGAGAAGCCACUAGACUUGGAAACUGAGCUUGCCAUGGCUUUUUUGGACCAUCUACUAAUUGGCACCCCUGCUUCUCCUUUGAGAAAAAUUCUGCUGGAAAGUGGUUUAGGGGAGGCUCUUGUUGGGGGUGGGAUUGAAGAUGAGCUCCUUCAGCCCCAGUUUAGUAUUGGACUGAAGGGUGUCCAGGAAGAUAACAUUCAAAAGGUAGAAGAACUAAUCAUGAAGUGUUUAAAACAAUUAGAAGAGGAUGGUUUCGAUUCAGAUGCUGUGGAAGCAUCAUUGAACACGAUUGAGUUCUCUCUUAGAGAAAAUAACACUGGCUCAUUCCCGCGUGGCUUAGCCCUGAUGCUUCGUGCCAUUGGAAAAUGGAUUUAUGAUAUGGAUCCUUUUGAACCAUUACAAUAUCAGAAGCCUCUAAUGAACUUGAAAGCAAGAUUAGCAGAGGAAGGCUCCAAAGCUGUUUUUUCUCCACUAAUAGAAAGGUUUAUGUUGAAGAAUCCACACCGGGUAACUGUUGAAAUGCAGCCCGAUCCUGAGAAAGCUUUUCAUGAUGAAGAAGCAGAGAAACAGAUCUUAAACAAAGUCAAAGCAAGCAUGACACAGGAGGAUCUUGCUGAGCUGGCACGUGCAACAGAGGAGUUGCGGUUGAAGCAGGAAACCCCUGAUCCACCAGAAGCUCUAAAAAGCGUACCAAGCCUAUCCCUCGAAGAUAUCCCUAAAAAACCUACGCAUGUGCCCACUGAGGUUGGGGAUAUUAAUGGCGUAAAAGUUUUGCAGCAUGACCUCUUCACAAAUGAUGUUCUGUAUGCAGAAGUUGUCUUUAACAUGAGCUCAUUGAAGCAAGAGCUGCUUCCUUUGGUUCCACUUUUCUGUCAGGCACUAAAGGAGAUGGGCACAAAGGAUAUGGACUUUGUACAACUAAACCAAUUGAUGGGAAGAAAAACUGGAGGCAUAUCAAUCUACCCAUUCACAUCAUCAGUGCAGGGCAAGGAGGAUCCAUGUACUCACAUGGUAAUUCGAGGGAAAGCCAUGUCCUCACGAACUGAGGACCUUUUUAACUUGAUGAACCGCCUUCUUCAAGAUGUCCAACUCACAGACCAAAAGCGUUUUAAGCAAUUUGUCACUCAAAGCAAAGCAAGAAUGGAGAAUCGGUUGAGAGGAAGUGGUCAUGGUAUUGCGGCUUCUAGGAUGGAUGCGAAGCUUAAUGCUGCUGGAUGGAUCGCGGAACAAAUGGGUGGUGUCAGCUACCUUGAAUUUGUGCGAGGUCUUGAAGAGAAGGUUGACAAUGAAUGGCCUGAAAUUGCCUCCUCACUUGAGGAGAUCAGGAAUUCCUUGUUUUCAAAAGACAGAUGCCUAAUAAAUCUCACUGCAGAUGGAAAAAAUCUUGCAAGUGCAGAAAAAUAUAUCAGCAACUUCCUCGAUUUGCUUCCUCGCUCUUCCUCAGUUGAAUCAUUUGCUUGGAGUGCACGACUUCCUUCAACAAAUGAAGCCAUUGUGAUACCUACUCAGGUAAAUUAUGUUGGAAAAGCAGCAAAUCUGUACGAUGCUGGAUAUCAGCUUAAAGGGAGUUCAUACGUGAUAUCUAGGUACAUCAGUAAUACAUGGUUGUGGGACCGUGUACGAGUUAGUGGAGGAGCUUAUGGUGGAUUUUGUGAUUUUGACACGCACUCAGGAGUCUUCUCAUUUCUAUCUUAUCGCGACCCUAAUUUGUUAAAGACGCUUGAAGUGUAUGAUGGAACAAGUGAUUUUUUAAGACAAUUAGAGAUGGAUGAUGAUAGUUUGACCAAGGCAAUAAUUGGGACCAUAGGAGAUGUAGAUUCAUACCAGCUACCUGAUGCCAAAGGAUAUAGUAGUUUACUACGGCAUCUACUGGGAAUAACAGAAGAAGAAAGGCAAAGGAGAAGAGAAGAGAUCCUAUCUACCAGGUUGAGUGAUUUUAGAGAAUUUGCUGCUGUAAUUGAGGCUGUUAAAGAUAAAGGGGUGGUGGUUGCUGUGGCAUCUCCAGAUGAUGUUGAAGCUGCACACAAGGAGCAUCCUGCCUUCUUCGAAGUCAAGAAAGCCCUCUAAAAUGCACUCUCCUUGGAAAAGGACACACAUCUUUACAGUUUGCUGGAUGGAGAUGCACAUGGCAGCACUAAUAUUUGGCUGAAAUUAAUGAGUCUUAAUAUCCACUAACAUAAGCAUUAAAAUGGAACAGCUUUUCGCAUCCACUACAUUAAAAGAGUAUUAACAUCCACCAUGUAAACUACGAGCUUGGCUGCUACUGUUUCAAAAAGAAAGCAAGGCAAAGACAUAUGGGGUUACUGUCAAAUUUUUGUCAUUCAAAUGGAAUACC
This is a messenger RNA of Coffea eugenioides, 3604 nucleotides long. RefSeq names its product presequence protease 2, chloroplastic/mitochondrial-like. Gene Ontology annotation, biological process: protein processing. Bases 103 to 3336 code for a protein of 1077 amino acids. NCBI's taxonomy places the organism in Eukaryota, Viridiplantae, Streptophyta, Magnoliopsida, Gentianales, Rubiaceae. Gene Ontology annotation, molecular function: metal ion binding. Gene Ontology annotation, cellular component: mitochondrion; chloroplast. The transcript is spliced from 20 exons. The record is from RefSeq and is a predicted model, not a curated record.